GGCAGGCAGGCUCUGCAGGAGGCGGAGCAAAAUUGAGAAGAGUCGCUAAUGGCAUUGAACUCGCAGUUCUGUCGUCUUGUCUGAGCCUGAUCCGUUCCUCUCUCCCUCUCUCAUGCUCGCGUGUGGUGAUGUGGUGAGGGAGACUGUCUGUAUCGUGCAUCGCUCGGAUCCCUCCACCACCUCCUUUGCGUUGGUUGACACACAACAUACGGGGGCCAACUAAUCGUCUGGUUUCGGCUGCCAGCGUGGUUGGCUGGGUGGUGCUUCGGUCGGUUGUGUUCCGGGAAGCUGUGGUGCUGGUGCCGAAAUCUUUGAGAGGAAGGGGACGGGGAAGGGGAGCAUGAGGAGAUUGGAGAUGUCGGGUCGAGGGAAUUGAACGGGGAGGGGCGGGGCGGGGCGAGGAGGGAAGGGGAAUCGUGGAGAGAAGGGACGGGAGGGAUGGCGGAGAGUGAGGGGCCGACGGGGGGAGUAGGAGGUGGGCCGAUUGAUGGAGGGGAGGCAGGAGGAGGAGGGGGAGCGCGAGCGAUGUUAGGAGGGUCAUUGCCUCCGAGGAAGAGGUUGCUGGCAGGAUUGAAGCAGAAUGGAUGGUUGGCGGCAUCUAGUGGGGGUGCCCCUGCCGCAACUGUAAUGGCAGGCGUAGAAGGGUUUAGUCUGGAAGGAGGAGGAGGAGGAGGGGGAGGGAUGGGUGCCAUGGCGGCGCAGGAUGGGAGCGGCGGUGACCAAGUCGAAGCGAUGGUCGAGCCUAAAGAGGGUUGUGUGAGUUGUGCUGUCCUGGAGAGCCCCGCAUGGAGGAGACUCAAAAGGAAUGGAGUUCUGCAUCGAUUGUGCAAUUCUUGCGCGGUGUUGUGCCAGAAGAACUUUAACUGUCCCCUGUGCCUCUCAGUGUACCCUGAUGUGAAGGACCCCGCCAUUUGGGUGUCCUGCUCCCGUUGCCAGCGAGCGGUUCACAUAGAAUGUGAGAAGAAGAGAAACCCUUCGGCCAUCAUGGACUUCGGUGCCUACAUUUGCCCGGAGUGUGUUCAAGCCAAGAAGUUAAAAGAUAUGUCGAAUGGGGGCAGUGUUUUGGGCACCCGAGCUAAAGCGUGCGGAGGCAGAGUCGGGGUCAGUUGUAGUGUCGAGGCAGGGAUCUGCGCAUCGUCCGCCGCUGCCGAAUGCUCUAGCCCGUGCAGCAAGAAAGCUCGCAUGCAACGGGAAGUUCGAAUUAUCAAGGAUGCGGACACGCACGAGCCGACGAUCGAGAGAAUCUGUUCCGAGGUCAAAACAGGAUUGGGGCGCAAGGGCGUCUCGUCUCAAGAAGCCGCAGCGGCCGCGGCAGCGGCUGCUGCAGCCACGGCCUGCAGGGCAGCGCAGGUCGCCAAGGCUCUUGCGGCAGCGAAGGCUGCCGCGGCUGUGAAAGCAGCCGCGGCUGCCAAAGCCGCUUUAGAUGCUGCCGCUUUGGCUGCACGAGCUGAGUUACAAGCUCGCGCCGAGCUUCGCAGGAAUUCGGAGGGUAAGCACGAUGCUGGCUACCUGAGGAAAGAGAAGGGCGAGAAGCCUGAGGUGAUUCUGGAGGGUGAGAAUGGUCAUGGUGGUGCCCCGGCGGGGAUCGAUGACGAGGAGUUGGCUCGUCAACUCCAUCGUGCCAUUAACAGUUCCCCUAGAAUAUCACGUGGCGUUACCCCUCUCCGGCGAAAAGCAGUUCCUGCUGGAUCCGGAGGGAAACCGGCCACCGAAUCUGUCAGGGCCUGGCCUCGAGCUAAUCCCGUUGCAUCUCCAACCGAACAACGGAACCUGCCACAGCAGCAGCAAUGUGCCAAACACCAACAAACGAGGCCUCGUUCUCUCGUUGGUGGUCACAAGGAGAUCAAGCGUCUUGAUUCUAGGGUUAUGAAAAAGCCGGAGCACGAGGCUUGUCAAAACUCGGCCCAUCAUCAAUCUACUAUGGGUGUCCUUAAAUCCGAGCCUGUUGAUUCGAGUACUCUUUCUCACGUCAAGCAGGACUUCCCGACGGGGCAUCACGAUUAUCAAAGUGCUCCGUUAGAUGUAAUGAAGACCGAAGGAGACUGCCAGUUUGUAGGAGUGUCCGAGGUAUAUUCAGGCGGGGACAUGAAUCACGAGAUCAGGCUCUCGGACGCAGAAGUAUCUCAGGCAGCAGCAAUGUUGGAUGAGGUACUCAUGUCUGAAGAAGCGGAACAGCAUGCAGCGGAAUUAGACGAGGGCUGUCUAACGGGAUACGUUGAAGGCGACGGUACCCGGCAACUUGAUUCCCACUGCGCUGGGUGGGAAGUGGAAGGGGGUCCAGGUAUGUUGAAGCACGAAGACGGAGCAAUGGCAAUCGAUGCGGGAACAGACAUGAUGACUGUCACCAUACCGCCUGGCGUCUCCGAGCUCAUUCAUUUGGAUGAGAUUAGUCAUAUAGAAUCCACGAACACGGCAGAUGGUGUAUUAACGACAGAUGGUCAGUGGGCCGUGAAUGAAAGCGACAGUAGCCAAAAGGAUUUCGUCGAUGUGCAAGAGAAUGCCAAUCAAGUAGCUGAAGAAGGAUCAAUUCAGGCCGUUAAAGAAGAAGUCUCUGGUAAAGUAGGUAAAGCAAAUCAAGAGUUGGAUGGCUCACCUUCACAGCCCGUAGCCGGAGCUGCAGCUCACCGGCAUCAAGGAGGAGCGAAGGGUUUGUCUGGCGCAGGGAAAGGAUUUGCCAGCGGGGGACACUUUUCGUCACCUCCUUCCAUUCCUACAUGAAACUUCGCUGGAGCCAUGGGAGUCUCAUUGUUUCGCUCUCACUGACAGGUUUCUCGCUCACGUGAUUUAAAGUCUCAUGCCAACUCUUGAUCUAGUCAUUUAAGGUAGCAAAUUGUAUGUGAAUAGUCGACUCUAGGUGAAGAUCAGAUCAGAUCAAUAUACAUCCUCUGUACAAAUAAAAGCUUUGAUACUACUACCCUUUUGGGUCGUUCACGCCAUUUGUGUUUCUUCUGUGCCUCGGCAAUUCUGACUUGUUUUCAUCUUUUCGAUCAUGAUUUCCGCUUGAUGACUUUUCAAAGUUUUUCAAGUUACACUCCGAUUAGAGGUAUAUUCCCUUUUCUUAGGAGACCACGAUUUGGGUUAUAUGCCUUUUCUUA
Marchantia polymorpha subsp. ruderalis is the source of this 3095-nucleotide messenger RNA. The record is from the annotation of a GenBank genome assembly. NCBI's taxonomy places the organism in Eukaryota, Viridiplantae, Streptophyta, Marchantiopsida, Marchantiales, Marchantiaceae.